AGCUGUAAAUUCAACUUACAACACACAGAGAGGUUUUUCUUCCCUUUUCUGUUAAUUCCCAGGUCAGGCGAUAAAGCGAGCAAUUUGGGCAGACGUAUAUAAGAGAAACGCCCGACAAAAUGGAAGGAAGCAAUCUUCAUUAUGCUGGAGAAGUCUCAUCAUUGAGUUUUAUACACCAGGAUCCUCAAUUUUGCUUGCUAUGGAUCGCUCAAUUCUCAGGUUCAGGCAUCGCCUCCUCGCUUGGCUUCAUCGAUCUCGUUCUGUGCCAGUAUUAAAUGUGAAGCGUUUUCGGUACAAGGAAAUAAAGAGGGCAACCAGUGGGUUCAACAGAGUUGUCUACAGCAAUUCUCGGAGUUCUGCUUAUAAUGCUAAAUUUCAAGAUGGCAGAGUAGCAUUGGUAAAAGAAUUGAGAUCUUUGAGUGACAAUGGCUUCAUCGCAGAAGUGCAGCUCCUUGGACGCUUGCACCACCGCCAUCUUCUUACAUUGAGAGGCUUCUCCACAGGGCAUAAAAGAUUGCUCGUGUUUGACGAGAUUGGACAUGGAAGCUUGAGGGAUCAUCUUAAUGAUCCUCUCAGGACUCCCUUGAGUUGGAGGCUGAGGCUACAAAUAGCCGCAGGUGUAGCUGCUGCACUGGAAUACUUGCUUCUUUUCACCAAUCCCCCAAUGUGUCACGUAUCCAUCAGUUCAAGCACUAUCAUUUUAGACGAAAAUUUCACUGCAAAGAUAUCUGAUAUUGGCUUUCACUGCACCCCCGCAAACAUUAGUGACUGUCCGGAUGCAUCAAAUUCAGAUGAUUUUAAAGAUCAGAAAUGUGGAAACCUUAUCUACCAGCUUGGAGCUCUAAUCCUGGAACUCGUUACCGGACAAUCGUCAGAUGGAACAAGCGCCGACCUUAUCAACUGGAUCGAAGGGACGAACUUUGCCAUGUCAAUGAACAAGAUGAUCGACCCCGAUCUCGGAAACAGUUUCGACUACAAAGAUGCAAGAAACCUUCUAUCAGUAGCGAAGUUGUGCAUAAAGUCCAGAGAAAAGCCAAGAUUCUCCAUUCCCCAAAUUUUCCGGUAUCUGCAGAGUAAAGUAUAUGCGCCUAACUGCUAGUAUCUCUUCUUCUUCUUCUUUCUUCUGUUUUGUUCAAUACUUAUUUUUAUAUCCACGUCAAUUGAUUAAUUUUAUUAGGAAAAAAUCGUUAUUUUGUUUAUUUAUAAAGUUCACAUAAGAUAACAUUGUUCAUU
Messenger RNA from Cucurbita moschata (crookneck pumpkin), 1233 nucleotides. Its product is annotated as probable receptor-like protein kinase At1g49730. Gene Ontology annotation, molecular function: ATP binding; protein kinase activity. NCBI's taxonomy places the organism in Eukaryota, Viridiplantae, Streptophyta, Magnoliopsida, Cucurbitales, Cucurbitaceae. Bases 200 to 1099 code for a protein of 299 amino acids. The record is from RefSeq and is a predicted model, not a curated record. The transcript is spliced from 7 exons. Gene Ontology annotation, cellular component: plasma membrane. Gene Ontology annotation, biological process: protein phosphorylation.